Molecule: messenger RNA, 870 nt
Organism: Solanum lycopersicum (tomato)
Lineage: Eukaryota; Viridiplantae; Streptophyta; Magnoliopsida; Solanales; Solanaceae
Source: RefSeq, a predicted model, not a curated record
AGAAUGAACACUUGGAGGACUAAGGGUCGGAGGACGGGAGCAGCUACAGCUAGGGGUAAUCAGAAUCCACCCCAGGCUCCAGCUGAAGGAGUGGCUAUGCCAGUUAACCCAGCUAGGUUGACUGAUGCGGAGGAUGUUCUGAGGGAAAACCCACCGGUUCGCAGCAUGGCUGACAGACUGCGAGACUUCACGAGGAUGAAUCCUCAAAUUUUCACAGGGGCUAAGACUUCGGAAGAUCCUCAGGAAUUUAUAGACGAUUUGCAUAAGAUCCUGGUGGCCAUGGGGGCUACAGAUAUUGAGAAGGCUGAGCUGGCUUCCUACCAGCUCAAAGAUGUUGCACAGACUUGGUGCAAAAUGUGGCGAGAUAGCCGUGUCCUAGGAGGGGUGCCAGUCACCUGGGAGCUGUUCAAGACAACAUUUUUGGAAAGGUAUGCUACUCCCUUGGUUUCUACCAGCAGGGAGGAGAUGAGCAGAUUCCUCACAGGAAUCAAUGGAGACCUGGAGGAGGAGUGUCGGGCUGCGAUGCUCCAUGAUAAUAUGGACCUUUCUAGAUUAAUAGUGCAUAUCCAGCAGGUAGAGGACAGCCGAAAGAGGAGAGGUGUACGUGAUGUUAGGAGGCCUAGGCCUCAAGAUCAGGCAGGUCCCAGCCAUGGAGGCCAUAGAAACAAUUUUGGCGUCCGCGAGCAGCCCAAAUUCAAGAAGGGGCAACAGAGUGCUGGUAAUUCUGACCCUCAGAGAAGUACAACACCUAGAAGAGGCAGACCCGAACCCAAGAGGGGCAAUGGAGGUGAGAUGCAGCGCCCAAAGAAGACUUGUACUAAGUGUGGCCGAACUCACCUUGGAGAAUGCAGACAGGGCACUAAUGCCUGA